This is a messenger RNA of Mastomys coucha (southern multimammate mouse), 4308 nucleotides long. It is a transcript of the gene Sbk1, whose product is annotated as SH3 domain binding kinase 1. The transcript is spliced from 4 exons. Gene Ontology annotation, biological process: peptidyl-threonine phosphorylation; peptidyl-serine phosphorylation. Gene Ontology annotation, molecular function: ATP binding; protein serine/threonine kinase activity. Bases 624 to 1877 code for a protein of 417 amino acids. NCBI's taxonomy places the organism in Eukaryota, Metazoa, Chordata, Mammalia, Rodentia, Muridae. The record is from RefSeq and is a predicted model, not a curated record.
CGCGUGCGGCGGCGCGCGAGGCGGAGGGCGGAGCGGCGGGCGGGCAGGUACGCGCCGGCGGGAGGCGGAGCCGCGAGGCCGCGAUGGAGCGCAGCCCGGGCGGGCGCCGGCGCUGGAGCCCGAGCGCCGGGCGGAGCGGGAGCCGAAGCCGGAGCCGCAGCCUCAGCCCGCGCCAGGCUGGGGCAGGAGCCCGCAGGGCCGGGCUGCUCGCAGCGGCGGCGCCUGAACCUCCCAGCGGCUGAGCGGUGACCUCCAUCCUCGCACGCGGCUGCCCGGACGCAGCGACCAAUCCAACCCGGGCCCCCCAAGAUCUGCUUGCUACAACUGUACACCUCAAGACACAGAGAGACCCAGCCUUGGGACGCUAACUACCCCCCACCCCCUCCGCUGCUCCGGCACACAGGGACCCCAAACCUAGGACAGCAAGAUCCUCUUGCUAACGAGAAGCCGCAGGCACCCCUAAGCCUCGGGACCUGGGCGACCAAGCCCUUUGCGACGCCUUCAGCGUCCCGGCUCAUGGUGGUGGUGGUGCCCUGAGCCCCUCUCGGGCCGGGCAGACGAAGAUCGACACGGCGCCCAGGCCCCCUGCCGCGGCGUCCCCGCGGCCCCAGCCCAGGGAGAAGAUGAGCGUGGGCUGCCCUGAGCCUGAACCGCUCCACUCCCUGCCUUGCUGUGGGCCGGGGGCCGCCCCUGUACCAGGUGCAGGUGUGCCCCUCCUCACAGAAGACAUGCAGGCGCUGACCCUACGCACGCUGGCUGCCAGCGAUGUUACCAAGCACUACGAGCUCGUGCGGGAGCUGGGCAAAGGGACCUAUGGGAAGGUCGACCUGGUGGCUUACAAGGGCACAGGCACUAAAAUGGCCCUGAAAUUUGUGAAUAAGAGUAAGACAAAGCUGAAGAACUUCCUGCGUGAGGUGAGCAUCACCAACAGCCUGUCAUCUAGCCCCUUCAUCAUCAAGGUCUUUGACGUGGUCUUCGAGACUGAGGAGUGCUAUGUCUUUGCCCAGGAGUAUGCACCUGCUGGGGACCUGUUUGACAUCAUUCCUCCUCAGGUGGGGCUCCCAGAGGACACUGUGAAGCGCUGUGUGCAGCAGCUGGGGCUGGCGCUGGACUUCAUGCACAGCAGGCAGCUGGUGCACCGCGACAUCAAGCCCGAGAAUGUGCUGCUGUUUGACCGUGAGUGCCGCCGUGUGAAGCUGGCUGACUUCGGCAUGACGCGUCGCGUGGGCUGCCGUGUGAAGCGCGUGAGCGGCACUAUACCCUACACAGCACCGGAGGUGUGCCAGGCUGGCCGCGCUGAUGGCUUCGCGGUGGACACGGGCGUGGACGUGUGGGCAUUCGGCGUGCUCAUCUUCUGUGUGCUCACCGGCAACUUCCCGUGGGAGGCUGCAUCGGGUGCAGAUGCCUUCUUCGAAGAGUUCGUGCGCUGGCAGCGGGGUCGCCUGCCCGGGCUGCCAUCGCAGUGGCGCCGCUUUACCGAGCCUGCGCUGCGCAUGUUCCAGCGGCUUCUGGCACUGGAACCUGAGCGGCGUGGACCCGCCAAGGAGGUCUUUCGCUUCCUCAAGCACGAGCUCACAUCCGAGCUGCGGCGGCGGCCUUCACACCGCGCACGCAAGCCGCCUGGGGACCGCCUGCCAGGGUCCCUGCGCCUUGAGGCUCCAGGGCCACUCAAGCGCACUGUGCUCACCGAGAGUGGCAGUGGCUCGCGUCCUUCCCCACCCAGCGUAGGGCCCGUGGUACCCGUGCCAGUGCCAGUUCCAGUACCUGUGCCUGAGGCUGGUCUGGCUCCGCCCGCACCCGCAGGCAGGACCGACGGCCGCGCAGACAAGAGCAAAGGGCAGGUGGUACUGGCCACGGCCAUCGAGAUCUGCGUCUGAGCCGCUGCAGCACAGCUGCUGCGGGGUAGCCGCGCGCUCUAACCCGUACUGGGGACAAGGAGCAGCCGCUGCGCGGCAGUGGGAAGGAGUAGUGUAGACUAGGAGGCCCAGACACCGGCGUCGGUGGUGGGCUGGUGACAUAGCUAGUAAAUGACCAUGCGUAUGGCCAGCCUCAGCCUAGAGGACCUGAGGCCCUUGACAAAGGCUGGGAGCGUGUGGGCCAGACUCUGAGCUCUGGAACCUGAACACUCCUGGCGCUUCAUACCCCUUGCCGGAUAACCCUACAAUAUUCCAUCCAAACCUAGGCACAGAAAGGGGUCUUUGGUGUAGGGCAGAUAUAGGCAUGAGAUUUUUGGUGUCGGGCAGAUAUGGGCAUGAGAUUUUUGGUGUCGGGCAGAUAUGGGCAUGAGAUCCUUAGAAACUGGCUAGGGACAGGCACUGGGUAGAUAACUGGUGUCCAGGAUAUCAGAGAAAGAGGCCAAGCCCCUUAAAUGUAGCAAAAGGUGUGUGCAGGAACAGACCCGAGUAUCUAGUGAUACCCUCCCUUCCUCCUGCUGAUGGGGACUUUGAACCCAGGAGGGAGAGCUAUUACUGUAGCCACGAGGCUUUUGGGAACAGAGCUCCAAUGUGUGCCCCUCCUGGGAGUAGGGGAGCAGAUGGCUGGGGAACAGGAGGCUUGGCACUCCUGUGUCCCUAGGGCAACGGAGUAUAGGCACAGCCCAGCUGCCCCUUCCCUGAGCACUCCACAGGCAGGGAAACAAUUGUGCCAGUUACUCCUGGGUUUCUGUUGGCGUCACAUGUCAGCCUCGAUUUUAGGCCAGUACCCUUUCAGGAGCAGAGCACAUCGCGGAUGGGACAGGACAUCACUGAAGUGAGGAGGGAGUGUGAGGUGUGUCUGGUGCCUCGAAUGCCCAGACACUUCCCCGGGCAGCUGCCAAGAGCCAGGCCUAUGUUUUACCACACUCCUCAGGGAAUCCCAGGAGAUACCUGCUGUUGGCUCAGGUUCUUAGGCAGCAAAACAGAAAUUCACCCUGCCCCAGCUCUCCUUUGGGACCCCUACACAAGAGGCUCGAGGAACCCCUGCAAUAACCUCAACACAGGGAGGCUGCGCCUUCUGCCUGGCACCACCCAACUGGCCAGCCUGGGUCACCUCUCCUAGGGUCCCUCCAAAAAAGUUCCGGGUCAUUCGAGGAGGUUCCAUCUUGGGGCUGGCUGGCUAGCUACAAGGGGCAGCAACCACCCCUCAGCCUGGAGCCCCCACCUCUACACACUCCCUUACUCCCACCACAAAGGGCUAUAGGUCUCCCUGCCCUGCCUGAGUCCAGUUUACAAACUGUGGUUGCUCCAGGGCCUGGUCCUACUCUCCUGGGGUGCCACCACUUCCCUAGUGGACACAGGGCCCACAUAUGCCAGGUAAGUAGCAAACCCCUCCUCCUGCCAAGAGCUGAGUCUCCGAAGGCCCCCAUCACUGCCCUGGCCCACCUGGGGCCCUUAGGCCCUCCUUCCCAGCCGCUACUUCUCCUCUUGCCUUAGGCCUCUCCACCCUGAUCUGCAAUAACAAGGAAGCGAGAUUCCACAGUAGACAUCCCGCAUCCCAUAAACGCCCUCUCUGUUGAGAUCCUGUGUGGGAGGCUUCUCCCCUGUAGUGUCUAGGAUGGUAGUCCUCAGAAGAGACUUUAGGUAUGUAGCCCAGCCCCUUUGUUUAGAGGCAGCAACCAACCUGACCUGCGACAGGACUCAGAGUGGGUCAGCCUCUGCUCUUGCCACUGCUGGUACUGUCUCGGUUGAGUUGGGACCCUUUGCCCCUUAGGAGAGGUGUUGGUUACAGAUGUUUACCUCAGUUUGACACUGUUGAAGAAACAAAUAAUAAUAGCAAAAAAUUAGUUAACACGGUAGACACGGAGGCUUAGAAGACAAACCACAGAGGAACCUCCCCUUUGCAGUUUUUCUGUGAAGUACAGUUUGUUCAUGUCCGCACACAUAUGUGCGCAUCUCUGUCUCACCCCAGGGCAGGCCAGAUCAUCUCUUGACACCUGUCCCAGCCUGUGUGUCCCUCACUGCCCCCUGUCCUUUGGUGCUUCCCAGGGGCCCCUUUGAGCUGGCUUGUGGGGUGUAGGGGAGCUCCCUGGAUGGGAAGUGAGGCCUUGGGUUAGCUAGAGGUCUCCCACCAGGUUCUGUGAGUGGAGAGCCCUAUGGCUGCGUGACAUUCACUGAGCCCACAGGACAGUCCUGGUGGCUGGCAUCAGUGUCCAAAUCUUGGGCAGAGCCUGAGUUGUUCUCAAGCUGUAGAGCCUCACACCCCUGUCUUGCCUCUCCUACCCCAUGUGUUUGUAAAUAUUCUGGCUUCCUUUGGCCCUGAGGAGGUUUUUAAAUGUGUUAUUUACUUCUCUAACUAUGACAAUUGCUAUAAAAUAAAAAUUUAGAAAAAUGA